GCCGGCCUCCCAUUUAGUCUCUGUUACUCAGCACACGUGCGUUGUUCUCCGUCAGCCGUCAGCCGGCAGCACUUUACAACAUUUUCAAUUCAAUUUACUAAAACGCAAUUUUAAUCGAAAUAUGAAUCGUUGGCGAAAUCACGUCGCUGUGGUGACUGGUGCCAGUUCGGGCAUCGGUGCCGCCUGUGCCAAAUUGAUUUUGGCCGAAGGUAUACAGGUUGUUGGACUGGCACGUCGCAUCCAACGCUUGGAGCAGCUUAAGCUAUCCCUGCCCACUGCCCAGCAAAAACUAUUCCACUUCAAACAAUGUGACGUAUCACAAGAACAACAAGUAAAUGAGGCGUUUGAUUGGAUCGAGCAGACGUUGGGCGGCACGGACAUACUCGUCAACAAUGCAGGCAUCCUACGCGAUGGCAAUCUGGUAGACAUGUCAAUUAGUGAUAUUCGUGAUGUAGUAAAUACAAAUUUGAUGGGCUCCAUCUAUUGCCUACAAAAUGCUAUCAAAAGCAUGCGAAAACGCAACUACCCGGGGCAUUUGAUUUUUAUUAACAGCACAGCUGGUUUGGCGGGGUAUAAUCCGGGCAAGGAUGAUCCCAGCUUGAAUGUUUAUACACCAACGAAAUUCGCUUUGAAUGCAGUUAAUGAGAUUUGUCGACAAGAGCUGAUAACACUGAAAACAAAGGUCAAGACAACGAACAUCAGUCCGGGUUGGGUAUCUACUGAAAUUGUACCGGACGAGACCAAAGCACAGUUGGGCGAUGUCAUUUUACAUGCCGACGAUAUUGCCAAUGCAGUUAUUUAUGCGCUCUCCACACCACCACACGCGCAGGUGCAAGAGAUAACUUUGCGCGCCGUAGGCGAGUGGUUCUGAAUGAGUUAAGUGGUGUGGUGUGAUGUGGAAUGAGCAAUUGAUAUUGUUCGUAGUUGGGGGUGGGAGAUAAACAAAUUAAUAACAACCAACAAGCGCUUUAUGUGAAAUUAAUUGCAAACGCGGUGGGAGUGAGUGAGAGAGAAGGAGAAGAGCAGCGGUGAAACAAGAGAGCAGUUUGUGUUGGCCAAUCUUAUGCCAGUACAACUACAACAGCAGUAUAACACAACGGUGCCAAUAACUGAAUUAUGUUCGUCGCUCUAUCGACAAUAAAUGUCAGCUAAGCGAUUAAAAUAGCACGCAGCCAGUUAGAUGAGACUAAUUAAAAACAAAUAAAUGGGUGAAUCCGCAAAAUAGCAGAUUUUUAUAAACAUUGUGUUUGUGCGCAAUUUA
Anastrepha ludens (Mexican fruit fly) is the source of this 1261-nucleotide messenger RNA. RefSeq names its product farnesol dehydrogenase. The transcript is spliced from 3 exons. The coding region runs from base 122 to 871 and encodes 249 amino acids. Lineage: Eukaryota; Metazoa; Arthropoda; Insecta; Diptera; Tephritidae. The record is from RefSeq and is a predicted model, not a curated record.